This is a messenger RNA of Prunus armeniaca (apricot), 1353 nucleotides long. The record is from the annotation of a GenBank genome assembly. NCBI's taxonomy places the organism in Eukaryota, Viridiplantae, Streptophyta, Magnoliopsida, Rosales, Rosaceae.
AUGAGAGAGUGCAUUUCGAUCCACAUCGGUCAGGCUGGUAUCCAGGUCGGCAAUGCCUGCUGGGAGCUUUACUGCCUUGAGCAUGGCAUCCAGCCUGAUGGCCAAAUGCCUAGUGACAAGACCGUUGGUGGAGGAGAUGAUGCCUUCAACACCUUCUUCAGUGAAACCGGAGCUGGCAAGCAUGUGCCUCGUGCAGUCUUUGUUGAUCUUGAGCCCACUGUCAUCGAUGAAGUGAGGACUGGAACUUACCGCCAGCUCUUCCACCCUGAGCAGCUCAUCAGUGGCAAGGAAGAUGCUGCCAACAACUUUGCCCGUGGCCACUACACCAUUGGCAAAGAGAUCGUUGAUCUCUGCUUGGACCGCAUCCGUAAGCUUGCUGACAACUGCACUGGGCUUCAAGGUUUCCUUGUGUUCAAUGCUGUUGGUGGAGGCACUGGCUCUGGUCUCGGGUCUCUUCUUUUGGAGCGUUUGUCUGUUGAUUAUGGAAAGAAGUCAAAGCUUGGGUUCACUGUGUAUCCCUCUCCACAGGUCUCUACAUCUGUGGUUGAGCCCUACAACAGUGUCCUCUCCACCCACUCUCUCCUGGAGCACACAGAUGUUGCUGUGCUACUCGACAAUGAGGCCAUCUAUGAUAUCUGCAGGCGUUCUCUUGACAUUGAGCGACCCACCUACACCAACCUCAACCGUCUUGUGUCUCAGGUCAUUUCCUCUUUGACUGCCUCUCUGAGGUUUGAUGGUGCUCUGAAUGUGGAUGUGACUGAAUUCCAGACCAACUUGGUGCCAUACCCCAGAAUCCACUUUAUGCUUUCCUCUUAUGCACCAGUAAUCUCUGCUGAGAAGGCUUACCAUGAACAACUCUCAGUGGCUGAAAUUACCAACAGUGCAUUUGAGCCCUCGUCUAUGAUGGCCAAGUGUGACCCUCGCCAUGGCAAAUACAUGGCUUGCUGCCUCAUGUACCGAGGUGAUGUUGUGCCCAAAGAUGUGAAUGCUGCUGUUGCCACCAUAAAGACCAAGCGCACCAUUCAGUUUGUGGACUGGUGCCCUACCGGAUUCAAGUGCGGUAUCAACUACCAGCCACCCACUGUUGUCCCAGGAGGUGACCUCGCCAAGGUUCAGAGGGCUGUGUGCAUGAUCUCCAACUCGACCAGCGUUGCUGAGGUGUUCUCCAGAAUUGACCACAAGUUUGAUCUGAUGUAUGCCAAGCGUGCCUUUGUGCACUGGUAUGUGGGUGAGGGUAUGGAGGAAGGAGAGUUCUCUGAAGCCCGUGAGGAUCUCGCUGCCCUUGAGAAGGAUUAUGAAGAAGUCGGUGCCGAGUCUGCUGAGGGUGAGGAUGAUGAAGGGGAUGAUUACUAA